AUGGAUAUGAAGGAAGAAGCGGAGGAGAUGGAGUACAAGCGCCCGGCCCCGAUCGAAGUUUUCGCCAGCCACUCAACGCUGCACGGCAUCUCGCACAUGUUCACGUACGAGCGGGCGUGCAUCAAGCGCAGCCUGUGGAUACUCUUUUUCCUGGGGUCGCUGGGGGUGCUGGCCAUGGUGUGCGUGGACCGGGUGCAGUUCUACUUCCAGUACCCCCACGUGACCAAACUGGACGAGGUGGCGGCGGCGCAGAUCCCCUUCCCCGCUGUCACCUUCUGCAACCUCAACUCCUUCCGUUUCAGCCGGGUGACGCGCAACGACCUGUACCACGCUGGCGAACUGCUGGCCUUGCUCAACGGCAGGUACGAGAUCCGGGACACCCACAUGGUGGAGGAGAAUGUGCUGCAGGUUCUGAAGGAGCGGGCUGACUUUGACAACUACAAACCUCGGCCAUUCAACAUGCGCGAGUUCUACGACCGCACGGGCCACGACAUCAAGGACAUGCUGCUGUCCUGUUUCUUCAGAGGAGCCGACUGCAACGCUGAGGACUUCAAAGUGUCGCAUUCCCUGCUUUUGUUUUGCUCUUCUGUUCUGUCUGAGGUGAGGUACGAGAUCCGGGACACCCACAUGGUGGAGGAGAAUGUGCUGCAGGUUCUGAAGGAGCGGGCUGACUUUGACAACUACAAACCUCGGCCAUUCAACAUGCGCGAGUUCUACGACCGCACGGGCCACGACAUCAAGGACAUGCUGCUGUCCUGUUUCUUCAGAGGAGCCGACUGCAACGCUGAGGACUUCAAAGUGUUUGACGACCUACUGACCCGCAUUGGCGCUAGGAUCUCCUACCAGGACACCAACUCUAUUCCAGCUGAAGAGCGCCUGUCCAUCUGUCUGUGGUUUCUUGCCACUGGGGACUCCUACAGGACCAUUGCGGGGAGCUUCAGAGCGGGCAUAUCCACCGUCUCCAUGCUCAUCCCAGAUGUGGUGGCAGCCAUCUGGGACUGCCUCGUGGAGGAGUUCAUGGCUGUGCCUGGAGCAGAGGAGUGGAGGUAA
Molecule: messenger RNA, 1050 nt
Organism: Knipowitschia caucasica
Lineage: Eukaryota; Metazoa; Chordata; Actinopteri; Gobiiformes; Gobiidae
Source: the annotation of a GenBank genome assembly